AUGUUAAAACUUUAUUUAUUUAUUACCACUUUAUUUUUCUUAAUUUUUUCACAUAGUAAUGGAUAUUAUCUUUAUUUGGAUAUACAUGAAGAACAAUGUUAUUUUGAAAAAUUAAAGGAAAAUUCACAUAUUGGUGUCAUUUUUGAAGUUGCUGAUGGAGGAUUUUUAGAUAUUGAUUAUAAAAUUGUUGAUCCAAAUAAUGUUACAAUUAUUAAUGGUGAACAGGAAUCAUCUAUUAGUCGUAUUAUAUCUUCUAAAACAUCAGGAUUAUAUAAGAUAUGUUUUUCAAAUAUAAUAUCAUCGAAAGCUCCAAAGAUUUUAUAUUUUAGCAUUUAUAUUGAUGAACCAAAUAAAAUAAGUGAUUAUAAUAUAAAUAAUGAAUUUAAAAUUGAUCCUGAAAUAAAAAAAACUGAAGAAAUGGUAUAUGAAUUGUUAAAUUCUUUUCAUUCUGUUGUAAGAGAACAAAAAUACUUGACUAUUCGUAAGAAGGUUCAUGAUUAUAUUACUAAGAAUACAAAUAAUUAUAUUGUUUCAUGGGCUAUCUUUGAAGUUAUUCUUCUACUUUCAAUUACCUUUGGACAAAUUUGUUAUAUUAAAAAGUUUUUUGAAGUUAAAAGAGUUGUUUAA
Strongyloides ratti is the source of this 627-nucleotide messenger RNA. RefSeq names its product Transmembrane emp24 domain trafficking protein 2. The record is from RefSeq and is a predicted model, not a curated record. Lineage: Eukaryota; Metazoa; Nematoda; Chromadorea; Rhabditida; Strongyloididae. Gene Ontology annotation, cellular component: COPII-coated ER to Golgi transport vesicle; endoplasmic reticulum; Golgi apparatus. The coding region runs from base 1 to 627 and encodes 208 amino acids. The transcript has a single exon. Gene Ontology annotation, biological process: Golgi organization; intracellular protein transport; endoplasmic reticulum to Golgi vesicle-mediated transport.